This is a messenger RNA of Brienomyrus brachyistius, 7229 nucleotides long. RefSeq names its product NACHT and WD repeat domain-containing protein 2. The record is from RefSeq and is a predicted model, not a curated record. The coding region runs from base 272 to 5497 and encodes 1741 amino acids. The transcript has 8 exons. NCBI's taxonomy places the organism in Eukaryota, Metazoa, Chordata, Actinopteri, Osteoglossiformes, Mormyridae. Gene Ontology annotation, molecular function: protein binding.
CCGGCGGUGUGGAGGAAAUCCCUCUUGGUCGCGGACCUCGCAGGGAGCGGGAGCGUCGCUUGUUUUCCGUUCCGCGGCAAGAUCGAAAAACACCGUUAUUUCUGACGCGAGGAGACCGACCUGAGCGCCGCUGCGUCCGGGGAUGCCGGCCACUAGCUUCCCGUCGCCGUCUCCAGAGGCUGAUUCACAGUCCGAGAAGCCUAAUGGGCGUUUAUCUUAGCGAUCUUCUUUAUAUUCUGCAUCUCAUUCGGAUAUUUCCCACGCUCCUCAAAUGAAGAAGAUUAAUUUGCGCUGGAAAUCGCCGCCCAUGUGGCCAUCGGGAGUGGGCAACCGACUGCCAUGUCCCCGGGAGUCCGCACUCCGCAGGGCUGCCAUCAGCGGCAACAUCCCCGCGCUCCCGCCGCACCACGUUCCCACGGGCCGGAGCGUCCGGGUCUUCAUCAGUGCCAACCCCGACGACACAGAGGCGGAGAGGAACGCCCUAAAAGAGCAUGUCUACCCAAAGCUGCGGGACUUCUGUCGAGAGAAUUAUGGGAUUGAAUUCCAGGUGGUGGACCUGUACUGGGGGCUGGACCCUGAUGAGUGGGACAGCCCAGAGCUCCAGCAGAUGAGGAUGAAGAUGCUGGAGGAAUGCUUGAAGACCUCCGCAGGUCCAUGUUUUGUUGGGUUGGUCGGUGAGAAGUAUGGCAGCAUACGUGUGCCAGGGGAGGUGGAGUCAGCCGAGUUUGAGAUGAUCCUGGACGCCGCCGUGGAAGUGGGGCUGGAUACACAUAUCCUGGAGGAGUGGUACUGCCGGGACGAGAACUCUGUCCCGCCUGCCUACUACAUCAAGCCCAAGGCUCAGAUGCUGAAGAACUACCAGAAUUCGAUGGAAUCAGGCAGCACCAAGGCCAAGACAGACAGGGCCUGGCGGAGCGUGUCAGACGAGAUCAAGAAGAUCUUCCACACCGCCGUUCAUCACCUACAGGAGAAGGGCACCAUGAAAAACAACCAGGCCAAGAGGUUCUUCUGCUCUGCUCUCGAGGACGAGUUAGACUUCGCCCUGGGCAAGCAGACGCCAGCCUUUCUGAAGAAAUGUGUGUGCUACAUCCGGAAAAUCGCCAACUUUGACCGUUAUGCCAAGCUGCCAGAGAUGGCCCGCUACAUGGAUAUCACACAGAAUGGCGAUCGCGUAAUGCGUAACCAAGAGGCCUACGAGCAGCUUCAGAAGGUGCGCGAUGAGUUCAUCCCGACCAUUGUGGCAGCCUCCAACCUGCGAGUCUACUCUUCAGUCACGCACUGCGACAUGAAGCUGGGCUACUCCCAGGAGGUGGAGAGCCACUAUGUCGAAGGUCUCUGCAAGCAGUUCUAUGAGGAUAUGGUGGAUAUCAUUCAGGCCACCGUGCAGCAGAACUUCGAUACUGAGACAGACCCGCUGUACGAUGAGAUCCUACAGCACCUGUCCCUGUGCAAGACCUACUCAUCAUUGUACGAGUACAAGUGUGAGGCUCUCAGUGUGAUCCACAGGUAUAUGCUGUCCACCAAGGCCAGCAGAGUGAGCCCCCUGGUGGUGUAUGGAGGACCAUGCACAGGGAAGACCCUCCUCAUAGCAGAGGCAGCCAAACAGGCUUACUCCUGGCUUCAGAAAGAAAUGGGCCCAGAGAGUGACCCAGUUGUCAUCGUCCGUUUCAUUGGAUCCUCAGAAUUCUCCACUGACCUUCGCACACUCCUGCAGAGCAUCUGUGAGCAGAUCGCCAUCAGCUACUGUUGUCUGAUCCGCUUCCUGCCCAACAAGAUCCGUGAGAUGCGCGAGCUGCUGGUGAGCCUGCUGAAUGAGGCCUCCUUGCAGCGACCACUGGUCAUCUUGCUGGAUGCCUUAGAACAGCUCUCCGAAGCAGACGAGGCACGGAAGCUGUGGUGGCUUCCGGCACACCUGCCACGGGCUGUCCGGAUGGUGGUCUCUACAUUACCCAAUAAGCAUGGCAUCCUACAGAGGCUACGUUGCCUUGUCCAGGACGAGAGCCGCUAUGUGGAGCUAAUGCAACAUGACCGGAAGAUGUGUAGCCAGACCCUCAAGCACCAGCUCCUUAAUAUCAAGCGUAAGGUCACCUCAGGGCAGCAGAUUUAUGUCAAUGAGGCACUUGCUAAGUGCACCCUGCCAAUGUUUGUCAACCUCAUCUUCCGGGAAGUGCAGCACUGGAGAUCACACAAGGACGUAGAUGAAACUUCAUUGUGCUCAACAGUGCAUGAGAGCAUUGAGCAGCUCUUCUACUCCAUUGAGAAUAAGCUGGGUUCACGGUUUGUGUUCCGAGCACUUGGGUACAUCACUAUGGCCCGAUCUGGACUGACAGAGAUGGAGUUGGAGGACAUACUUUCCUUAGACAACAGUGUCCUUGGUGACAUCAUGGUCAGUUCCAACCUCAAGAGCCCACUACGGAUAUCAUAUUGCCUCAUCGCCCAGCUCAAAGAGGAACUCGAAGGGUACCUCAUAGAGAGGCAGGUGCGGAAUGUGACACUGAUGGUGUGGGCUAACAGGCACUUGCACCUAAUUGCCCAAAAGCUUUACCUCAGCAACGAGGAGGAUGUUCACCAGAUGCACAGUCUCCUGGCAGAGUAUUUCUUAGGGACCUGGUCAGGUGGGAGGAAGAAAAUCUUCCACUGUGAUAACAAUCACUUUGACUCGUUGAACAUAUCCCAUCACAGGAACCCCCAUCACCAUAGCGACAAAGCUACUGCUGAUAAGCACUCAUAUGACAGACAAACUCCAGAGCAGCCAUGGGUGUUUCAGUGCAACCUCCUGGAGCCAGACAUCUUCUUUGUCAACCACCGGAAAAUGACAGAGCUUCUCUACCAUCUCACUCGGAGUGGCCGGAUGGAUGAUCUCACAUUUGGGGUCAUCAUGAACUUCAGUUGGUUGUAUACCAUGAUCAAGAUUGGGCAGUUUGACAAGGCAUUAGCAGAUAUUGACCUAGCCUACAGUUACUCACAGGAGAAAGAACUCAAAUUCCUGGCUACGACACUGCGUAGCAUCAAGAUUAAGGUGACUCGGAACCCAAGCUCCCUGUCUGCUGAGCUUCAGCAGAGGCUUCUGCCUGUGGUCACCUCCCUGCCAAAACUCCGGCAUCUCCUGCUGGAAUGUGACAAAGAUGGCCCUAAGUACUGCUCAAUUGUGCCCCUGCACUCCUCAAUGGAUGUCACCUACUCUCCAGAAAGACUGCCUCUGUGCUCCAGCUACAUGCAGAUUGUGGACAUUCUUCCGACCUUCGCCCCCAACAUUGUCAUCGUAGCCCUAGAGGAUGGAUCCGUCAGCACAUGGGAUGUGGAAAGUCGACAACUUCUGAGACAAAUCGACACUGCACGCUCUGUUGUCUUAGGGAUCAGACUCACCAGUGAUGAAAAGUACUUAGUUGUGGCCACCACUAAAAACACACUGCUCAUUUAUGACAACCACAAGUCAUGCCUGUUGUCUGAAGUGGAGGUGAAAGGCUCUAAACAUUGUGGAGUUACUGGAGGGGUUGCCUUCAUCAAUGGCUUCACCUUGUCCAGCCAUCAUGCUCUCGCUUGGCUAGAAGCCAGCAAAGAUGUCAGUGUCAUUGAUUUGCUUUAUGGUUGGCCUCUGUACCAGUUCCACUGUUGGUACGAGGUCACCUGUGUUGAGUGUUCUCCAGAUGGGAUGUAUGCAUUCUGUGGACAGUACCUAAACACCACAUCAAUUUUCCACCUUGGCAGUGGUGACAAAUUAGCCACUGUGACGUCAGAGUUCUCUGGGGGAUUUGUCAAGUCUCUCCUCAUCUUAGACACAAUUCAUCAGAUGGUGAUGAUCGAUAAUGAGGGCAGUCUCUCAGUCUGGAACACAAAAGAAAUCACAAACCCACGGAUCAUAGAGGACUAUGAUUGCAGAGGUGAUGAGAGUGAGGUGAUAGGCAUUGAGCUAUCAGAAGACCAGUGCUCCAUUCUCAUCUGCAAAGUCGAAAGCAUAGAGGUUCUGGACACCAGGUUGUGGAAAAUGGUUGAGAAGUUCAAAGCCAAACGCAGUGAGCGCUUUGUGGCAGCUGUACUCUCCAAGAAAGGGGAAAGCAUAGUUGCAUCUAUGGAAAAUACUUCAUCAAUCUUUGUAUGGAGGAGGGAUAGUGGCCAGUGUAUGGCAAGCCUAGUGGAGAUCUCAGGAGCUAUUGUGAAGCUAAUCAAGUCCAGUCAUCACAACCUGCUCUUGUCAGUAGCCAGCAGUGGAGUGCUCUCAGUUUGGGACAUUGACAUCAUCACUGCUAUGUCAAACAUUGACAAAACUGGGAAGCGCAUUCAGUGUCUGCAGCUGUCCAGUAGAGAGGAUUUUAUUUACACAACGGAUGGAUCGGAGUCUGUCCACAAAUGGAACUUCAGCACUGGUUUCAUUGAGACUGUGUUCAAGCAUGAAGGCAUUGUCGAUAACUGUGUCCUAACUUCAUCUGGGGAUCUUAUGGUGACUUCUGAUGACAAAUGCAGCCAGUACAUCUGGCAGACAACGACAGGUGAAAAUAUCUUCCGGAUCAAUGGCCAGAGGAUCUCCCAAAUCUUGAUCACCCACAAUGACCAGUUUGUGGUGUCUCUCUGUGAGCAGAAUGCAUCCAGGGUAUGGAGGCUGGCCACAGGCCACAAGGUAUGCAAUAUCCUGGUAUUACUGCAGAAUGCCUUGAUCACUACAGCCAAUACCUUCUUAGUGGGAAUAACAAAAAACAAGUUACUUGCUGUGAGCCUCUGGUCUGGCAGCGUAUCCAAGAAAUUUGUCUGUGACGACGGCAUCACAAUCGUCAACUUCAAGUUAAUCCCGGACUGUCCAGAUUUUGUCGUCUUCAUCACAUCCACAGAGACCGUGUUCAUCUGGAGCAUCGCAGAUGAGUCCAUAUGUCGAAGAGUGCAGCUCCCCAGCAACUUCUUGAAGACUCUGGAAGACUUCCAGAUCUCCCCAAAUGGAAAACUGGGUAUUGUAUCUAAGGGUGAUGAGAACAUCAACGUACUGGACCUGCACAGCGGCAAGCUUCGGCUUGUCCAUGCUGCCGGCAUUAUCUGGAAGCAGAAGCUCUCACGUGAUGGACGCUACCUGGUCUAUAUCUGCUUCCGUAACUGCGAUGAGGACGACGAUGCUGGUGUGGUAUCUAGCCUCAUCGUCAUGAGGCUAGCUGAUGGGAAGAGUAUUGGCACCUGCUCCUUGUACAAGACCCCAACCUUCCUGUGCCUGUCCCAGCGAGCCCUCAACAUCAUUGUGGGCUUUGAAGAUGGCAGCAUUGGCACCUACACCGUAGUGGAUCGUGUUGACGCUGCACUAAAGAUCAAAAUUGCCACGUCCAAUAGCCGUCAGAUAGUCAACAAUGCCUCCCAGAAGGUGCGACCAAAGUGCAGCACCUUUCCCUUUAAGACCAUCGCAGAUUGCAUUUGGAGAGAGUCCACCGAGGUCUUCUCCAGAGACAGUCCGAUAAACGUCUCAGACUCAGGGGAAGCAGAAACUCCAACACCGACAAAGAAAAGUGACCUGCUACAGUGAGAGUGCAAUUUUAGCAGCCAGUCCUUGUUUACAGACCCAUUGUGAUGCAACUGCAGAUAAACACCUGGUGGCACUCUAACCAUCAACAGACACUCCCCUGAACUUGGCAUAUGGUUUAUCCACAAACUAGUGCUGCCUAGUGACUGUUAAAUGUUUUCCAUUUCCAUUAUUACUCAGUAGCAUAUCAGAACAUCAAAUGCUAGUUCAUAUCGUUUCUUCUGGCUCUUUAUUUUGAUCUUAUUAGUAACAUUAUUUUUAACUAUUUUUCCAUUAUUUUGUUUUUAUUUAUAAAUACUUGCUGCAGAUUUUUCAAGUUUAAGUUAAACUUGUUUUGUUAGCUGUAUUAACCGUAUCACUAUUACACGGCAUUUUCUGGUACUGUAAAAAGAGAUAUGUGUAUAUUUAUAUGUGUAUAUAUCUAUUUUGGCUGCUACAAUUGUGCAACUCCUUAAACAAAAUGUUUUGUUGUGCUUAAUACAAUCAAAGUGAGUGCCUGGAUUUUUAAAAGGUUUUUUUUUCUCUUUUCUUGAGAAUUUUGGAAACUUUGAUGAUGCAGGGAAUUCAUAAAUACAGUGUUCAUUCUAAUAAGCAUAUCUUAUGGAUUUGGCAAUUUACAAAUAUAUACAUUGAAAUACUAUUACCUUAGUAUGAGUAAAAUCAGAAAGUUAGGAAGGUUGUAAAUUUCCUGUUUGAUCAAUCAAACCAAUAAGACUGAGGCUCAUAUGAAGCACCUGCAAACAGGGGGACGCGACUUAUUGUGAAAACUCACAGCAGGACUCCGUAUCAGCAGCACUUCAGAUCCUCUCGUGUUUCUGUUGUGUGUAGCAACAAUGUAAAAUUCCGUUGUGUAUAGUCAGGAGAUGAACUAGAUAAAGUUAGGAACAAUGCAAAAGUCUGAAUAGGAAUUGAAUUUGCUUGGUUAGAUAGAUAUGUGUGAAUUGCAGUCUACUGUGAAACAGAUUCUUCAUGUGCCCUGGUGAAGGAUUCAGACAGUUUAUUUUAAGUUUAGGUUAGUUUGUUAGUUUGUUUCACGUUUAUUUGCAUUACACAAAUUUAAAGGGCUACUCCGUAAAAUUGUAUGUUACUGUUUCAUUGUUGAUGCAUUUCCCUCUUUUGACAUAUUUUCUAUAUCUUACAACUUGUAGCAGUAUUUAUCUUUCAAAAGUUUAUUUUCCCAUAUAGAGAAAAACCACUACAAAGAACAACAAUAUACAGUAUAUUUGCCAAAGGUUCCAGUUUGUCUAUUUUUAUUGUGGUUGUUUAGAACUUAAUCUGUUAAAUAAAUGGUUGGAAUUUUGUCAUGGCAAAGUUGUUUAGAUUUCGGUAUGAUUCAGUGUCAAUGCAUUAGCCAUGCAAGAGAUAAUGUAUCAUCUUUACUAAUAAGUUUAAAAUUAGUCCACUCACAUCUUAUUAUAUGGAAUGCUAGUUCAAGAGUAUAUUUGAAUGUGUCAAUAUAAAAGCCAGUAUACAGUAUAUUAUAUGUUAUGUAACUUGAAUGACUUUUAAUAACUUACUGGUUUGCGACAUGUAUUUAAAAUGUACUGGUAAUGAAUGUUUCUACGGUCUUUGUAUUGUCAGGACUGACUUAACUGUUUAGAGAUUUAUAUUUUCAUAAAUGUUGUAUUUAAAUUUUGUUACAGAGUUGUAUAACUGGAAUAAUUAAAAAAAAUGUCUGGAGCAAUAUGAAAUUGUGUGUAUGGAAAAUUUUAAUGUAAUAAAAUGGUUCUCCUUU